Messenger RNA from Fusarium musae, 1053 nucleotides. RefSeq lists its product as uncharacterized. The coding region runs from base 1 to 1053 and encodes 350 amino acids. Gene Ontology annotation, biological process: regulation of transcription by RNA polymerase II. The record is from RefSeq and is a predicted model, not a curated record. Gene Ontology annotation, molecular function: RNA polymerase II cis-regulatory region sequence-specific DNA binding; DNA-binding transcription factor activity, RNA polymerase II-specific. The transcript is spliced from 2 exons. Lineage: Eukaryota; Fungi; Ascomycota; Sordariomycetes; Hypocreales; Nectriaceae.
AUGACCGCAACCCCAUCACCAGGAACACCAUCGCCCACAAGUCGAGGAAACAUGGGAUGCCAGCCUGUUCCUGCACAUGUUCAAGACCCUUCCUUCUUUGAAGAGGCCAUAGGUAGUUCUCACCCACAAGAACUGGCACUCAGCUUCCUGCAAGCGCCAUUCCAGUAUAAUCUGGCAUCCAAUACUCAUAGUGGCCCUCCUCCUUUUUUGGCUACAUUACCAAGUAGCGAGGUCGAGCAAAGGCCUGUCCGCCGGGCUCGAAACCGAAAACAUUCCCAGUUAAGCAUCAUCACCCCUAAAGAAGAUAGUAGCACAGUAGCUGUGCCCAGUUCCCCAAAGCAGAAGAAGCGAGGCCGCAAGCCUAAAGGAGGAGCAAAGGAGUUGGGGAAGUUUCAUCAGGAGAUUGAGCUUGAUGAGGACGACCUUCCCAAGGACCCUCGACGUCGACGCAUUCUUGAACGCAACAGGAUAGCAGCGACCAAGUGUCGUCUUCGUAAACGAGACGAAGCAUCUGCCCUUGCAUCCCAGGAACAAGCCAUGGAAGACCAGAACAGAUAUCUUUCCUCCUGCUUCGACUCAUUGACAGCUGAGAUAUAUCAUCUGAAAACGCAACUGUUGCAACACACAGACUGCAACUGUAUACUGAUUCAGAAAUAUAUCGCCAAUGAAGCCAAGAAGACAGUUGAUGGACUGCUUUCUUGCUCACCAGCCUUCCAGCCCGACAAUGACCCCAUGAGCCCAUAUCGUCGAGGUUCAUGCAAUAGCGGCACCAGUCCCACGGAAUCUCUAGGUGUGCCAACUCCAGAGUUUGAGGGAGUCUCACCAGCGUGGUCACAGCCUUUCCAGACAGGCCAUGCUUCGUCAUCAGAGGUUGGGGAGGAAAUCUUCGAGAUGCCAAUGAACCCUUACAGCAAAGGGUCAAUGCAGAUGCAGAGUCAACCGCUCAACAGCAUGGCACCACUGCAUCAUCCCGAAUCCGAGGUAUAUGCCGGCAUGGGGCCUCCACCCCACCCCGUUGAUGGUAUCAGUUGGAAUCCUUCAUGGGGAUUUUAG